This is a messenger RNA of Ricinus communis (castor bean), 1034 nucleotides long. RefSeq names its product protein NUCLEAR FUSION DEFECTIVE 2. Gene Ontology annotation, biological process: rRNA processing; regulation of gene expression. Bases 280 to 846 code for a protein of 188 amino acids. Gene Ontology annotation, molecular function: double-stranded RNA binding; ribonuclease III activity. The record is from RefSeq and is a predicted model, not a curated record. Gene Ontology annotation, cellular component: nucleus. The transcript has 3 exons. NCBI's taxonomy places the organism in Eukaryota, Viridiplantae, Streptophyta, Magnoliopsida, Malpighiales, Euphorbiaceae.
AGUGGUGAAACUUGGAAUUAUAUUACCAAAAACUCACAGACUUGAAGCUAGUGUGAAGCCCAUUAAACUUGUAAGGGUCCACCCGAGAUGGGACUAUAAGUAUCUAACUUGAGGUCAAUCAAGAAGUCGUUUUCUUCUGUAACACAACUUGUAUCCUGGGAUGACCACAGUAACCACAACGUACUAACUAAGCGACCACUCAACUUUCGUAUUAAGCACUGGUUGAAUCAUAGAUUCCAUAGCUUUAUAGAUAAACAAACACCUUCUGCACAUCCAACAAUGUCUUCUCGUCGCUUCACUCUCUUCACGCUACUGGUCUUGAUCGCUUUCUUUCUCUCUCAGGUUCUUGCUGCAAAUGAUCGCAAUUAUCAGAAGAUCAAACCCUCAUCAUCACCAUUCGCAUCAGCUCUCGAAGCCCUACAGAAACAAAUCAACUAUAAUUUCCAGAACGUAGGUCUUCUCCGCCGUGCAAUGACACACCCUUCAUUCUCAGAAGAGAACAAUAGGGCAUUGAGCGUUAUGGGUUCCAAUGUGAUCGACACGUUUGUUUCUCUGUUUUCACUUAGAAAAGACAUCGAUAUCUCCUCUAAAGAACUCAAUCGUCGCAUAGCUGAAAUUUCAAAGGUGGAAACAUCAUGUGCUGUUGAUGGGAUGCGGUUGGGGUUAGACAAAGUUGUUAGAGUUUCUUACAAGACUAAUUCAACUGCUCCAGCGGUGGUUUGUGGUGCUUUUAGGGCGCUUUUUGGCGCUAUUGCUAUCGAUACUGGUAAAUCUGAUGAUGCUGGAAGUGUUUUCUGGGGUGUUCAUAGUCAUAAUACUAUAAGUGGAAAAGCCACUGCCUUCUAAUGUAAGUUUAGCUGUUCUAGUUAUUUGAUGUUUAUAGAGUGUGCUUGCUUUUCUGUGUUUGCAAACCCAUGAAUUCAGCUUUAGUAUAUGGUGGGCUGAUUGUUUAUGUGAUUUGUGGUUAAGACUUUGUAAACUCUGUAUCAGAAGUUACCUUUUUAAUUAUGUUAGAAGUAAUGGUUCACCAUGUA